AUGCCUAAACCAGAUGAUAGUAUCAUGAAGACAGGAGUAAAUAGGCGUAUCACAGAUGAAAAAAUAUAUAAGCCUCAUAAACAACAGGAAUUGUACGAUAAGUUGUUACCAAUGCUAACUGAUGAGCAAAGACGUGUUUAUGAAGAAAUCAUUCACUCUGUGAAUCACGACAAAGGUGGUAUGUUUUUUGUCCAUGGUUUUGGUGGUACUGGAAAAACAUUCAUGUGGACUAUUAUUGGUGCUGAUAUAAGAGCUAAAGGUAAUAUUGUUCUGAAUGUUGCUUCAAGUGGUAUAGCUGCAUUGCUUUUGGAAGAUGGUAGAACGACUCAUUCAAGAUUUGGAGGUGGUUUUAGAAAAAUACUACCUGUUAUUACCAAAGGAGGAAGAGUGGCGACAGUUUUAGCAUCUAUAAACUCAUUAGUUCUUUGGAACAGUUGUAAAGUUCUUAAACUUACCGAAAAUUUGAGACUUCGCAAGGCAAGUAAUAGUAUGGACGCGGGUGCUCUCGCUACUUUCUCAAAGUGGCUUCUUGAUAUCGGGGAUGGCAAAAUUAACGAGUCAAAUAGUGGGUAUGUGGAGAUUGAAAUUCCUGAUGAUUUAUUAAUUAAUACAAGUUGGAAUCCUAUUGAAGCAAUAGUUAAAGAGAUUUAUGGAGAACGUUUUGCAACGAGGACUGAUCUAAAAUUCUUUAGUGAAAGAGCUAUUCUAAGUCCAAGGAAUGACGAUGUUGAUAACAUAAAUCAGUUUAUGCUUAUUAAGCUCCCAGGUGAAGAGAGACGAUAUCUUAGCUCUGAUAGUAUUGAAACGUCUGACAUAAGCGGACAUGAUGAUAUGAUCUACACUCAGGAAUUCUUAAACAAUAUACAGGUUUCUGGAUUGUCAAACCAUGUUUUGACGUUGAAAAUAGGAGCACUUGUCAUGUUGUUAAGGAAUAUAGAUCCAAAGGGAGUAGCUGUGAAGGACAAAAGAGAUCAUUAUAAUGAAGUUGUUUUCACGCUAUUAAAUGGCAGGAAUGAAACGAUCAAGUGUCGUGCAGUAAGCGACUGUGCUACCCGUUUUAUGUCUUUAUGGGAGACAUCUGGAUGCCAUCUCACAUAUCAAACCGAACCGGUGUUUUGUGUUCUGCGUUUCUGGAAGGUUGGAGAGUAUGAAGGUAAACCGUGUAUUGUAAACACAUUGGCCUCCUCCAAGAUAUUUAUAAAACCGGAGUUUGAAGGACUUGAGCAUCACAAGGCCAUGUAA
Molecule: messenger RNA, 1242 nt
Organism: Camelina sativa (false flax)
Lineage: Eukaryota; Viridiplantae; Streptophyta; Magnoliopsida; Brassicales; Brassicaceae
Source: RefSeq, a predicted model, not a curated record